UGCCGCGCUGUUUCAGCGCCACUGGUCUUUUAUUUUGACGGCGAGUGCGGAUUUUUCUGCUGUGCGAGAGCUGUAACGGGACGCAAUGGUUGUGUCUUCGAUUGUGUGCUUCGUGGUUGAGCAGGAGCGUGAUCGCGCACGGGCAGCUCUGCGCCGUAUUCACGCCGGCCUCCAAACUCGCAACAAUUUGGGCUUUCAACGCGAUAAAGCGGCCAAGUGCGAUAAAGCAUGCGUCUCAUGGCAGUGUCUGCACGAGCAACUCGCCGCCGUUAUAGCGCGGCCGGAUGUCGCAAACGCGACGCCUUGCGAACUUCGCGCGGUGGCCAGUGACGCGUUCACCUGCGCAGCGAAUGGAUCAUCGGCUCACUUAGUGAUGUUCGCAACCGCCAAUGCGUCGACGCCGGAAGACUGAUACUCCGCGCAUCGCCUCUUUCUGUUGGCUGCUGAGGAGGCCUUGGUUAGCUGCCACAGCGUGAUGCAGGAGGCGUCAAGUCGAGGGGACACAGUGGUCAGCAUGCCCAGCCUGCAGCAGCCCCUCAGUGGCGGUGGCAGCGGCCACUGCUCAGAUCAGGACUCUGUGCCAUCAAGAGAAUCCUCACCAGUCCCUGCUGCGCCCACGUCUCCUUCACCAUCUCCCCUUACUCCAACCGACACUCAGACACAAGCCCAGCUCGAAGCUGACAAGAGGGCAGUCUACAAGCACCCUCUGUUUCCCCUACUGGCCCUGCUGUUUGAGAAGUGUGAGCGAGCCACUCAAAGUGCCGAGGUCCCCUGCUCUGAAAGCUUCAGCUCUGACAUCCAGGCGUUCGUGCAGCACCAGGAACAGGACCGCAAGCCUUUUUUCAGCGAUGAUCCUGAAGUGGACGGCCUGAUGGUGAAGGCGAUCCAGGUGCUUCGCAUCCACCUGCUGGAGCUGGAGAAGGUGCAGGAGCUGUGCAAGGACUUCUGCAACCGCUACAUUGCCUGCCUCAAGAGCAAAAUGCAAAGCGAGAACCUGCUCCGGUCUGCCGACUUUCCAGGCUCGGGGUCCCUCUGCGAAGGAGGUGGCAGCAUGAGUGACACAGCUUCCUCGUCUUCGUGCUCUUCGCCCCCGCCACCAGCAGCCAGCAACCCAUCUCCCCCUCCUGCCCACUCCCUUGUCACUGCCACACAGGGCAACUGCCUCUCGUCUUCUGCUCUGAGCUCUGGGCAGGUGGUCUCGGGGGGAACAGUGUUCCAAGUUGUGCAGACCACGGCUGGGUUCGUGGCACAGCCCAUUCAGAUCCAAACAAGUGCAACUCUGCCUGUGAUAGCAUCAAUCCACGGUGGGACACCAUUGUCUCAGAUUGGUGCAAACCUCUCCGCUUCUAACCAAGACCAUCGAGUCUCUAACCUCGCUCCGAGGGCUCUCUCAGUGAGUGGUGAUGAUGAAGAGGAGGACCUCCUGGGCUCGAAGAAAAAACAGAAGCGCGGAGUGCUGCCAAAGCAGGCAACCAGCAUCAUGCGCUCUUGGCUGUUCCAGCACAUAGUGCACCCCUAUCCCACUGAGGAUGAGAAGAGGCAAAUAGCAGCUCAAACCAACUUGACCCUUCUCCAAGUCAACAACUGGUUCAUUAAUGCCCGUCGGAGGAUUCUGCAGCCAAUGCUGGAUGCCAGCAACCCCGAGAACAGCCAGCAGAAAGCCAAGAAGGCCAAAGUGCAGACGGUGCGGCCGGUCGAGCGCUUUUGGCCCGAUGCCAUCGCAUCCCUACAGCCUCGAGCAUCGAGUCACAAUGGCAUGGCUCCAGUUUCUUCUCCCAGUGCCCAUGGCAGGCCUUCCACCAGUGGUACAAGCCUCUGCUCCGAAGCUUCUGAUGACAGUGCCUGUGGAGGGGACACCGGUCACUCGGCAGCAGAAGACGAGAGCAGGGACCAUGGCAGCAGCAGCAAAGCCUAACAGCGCAACCGCCCUGCUUCUAAAUAACAGUGGGCCAUGGCCAGCACAGGACAAGGACAUCAGCGCUGCAUCUUCUACAUCUUGUCUAAGAAUCUGAUCUUUUCAUUGUUCAUUUCUGCUGCGUCUGGUGUGCAUUCGGAUAGUCUUUGCUCCUGUUUUUACUUUCCCCCGAGUUCUCACUUCAGUCUUCUAGACUAGCUUACAUUGUUUUACAUCACGUGACUUUGCACUACUGAUUGCACUUGUCAGUGCAAAAGGUGGGUUUCUGCUCGUUUGAGGCAGACUCAUGCAUGUCCGCUUACCCCUUUGAUAUUGCCUUAGAGGUGCCUCUCAGUGCAUGCAGUCCUCCUUUAUUCCAAGGAAUCAGAGAUACACAGGGAGAGGGAAGAAUCUUUUCUUCACAGCUUCAUCAGCGUCAUUCCAAGGCAAGGUUUAGUUUUGUGCCAUAUCGCAAAGGCAUUCGUGAUGCGCUUCUUGGCCAGGUGCUCCAUUAUGUAGAUCUGCAGUGCAGAACAUAAGUCAUUCCCAGGUGAAUGCAUGCCAUUCUUUUAUACAAGCAUGCAUGAGAACUGCUUGUCAGUGUGUCAUCAUCAUAAUAAGAGCGAAGAUCUGUACAGACAGACACUCAGUUAGGCUGAAACCUUGUCUGGUGCUGCAGUUAGGUGAUGAAGCUGCUUUUCCGUGCUUUUGCUUAGUUUUAUAUAAGGACACAAACUGCCACCUGCAUUGCUCAAGCAUUGGUGCACAUUAAAUAGUAAUGGGAACACAGUCGCUUACCGACCAUUUGGACCUGAAGCAGGCUUAGAAACUGUCCCAAAACCACUUCUGGUCUGCCACCAACAGACAAACGUAGGCGCGUAACCUUGGAUCUUGGUGGCUGGUGGGAGUGACAACCAGCGUGCUUUCUGUUAUACAAUUUUUAGCUCACAUUGAUCUGGAAGAUUUUUCUAUACUUGCUAUCAUAGGCCGAAAUGUAUAGAUGCUUUGCGGUGUCAUUUGAAUCAAAAUUGUGUAACUACACAUAAAACAGCGCUUGAAAACAUGAGUUGCCUUACCAAGAAAAAUACAGCCAGUAUCAUUUUUACAGUACCAAUAUUGGCGAUGCAUGACAUUUCAAUUUUUGCACGGUGUUGCACGUUAGUACAGUUGAACAUUUUGCCAGUCAGGCUCACAAAACGUUUCAGCUUAAAAGGCAGUGAAAUUGUCUUCUUGGACACCCUCACUUAGAAUUUCUGAAGACUGUCUGGAGAAUCUGCUUCUAGGCACUCUCAACGUUGCACUGCAAUUCCUCAAGACAUUGCUAUUGUUUCUCAUCUCUGACUUAAUAGAGUGAUUCAACGAAUGCAAGGUUGUGGUUCUUGGUUGCAUGACUUACGGAAUGUUAUAUCGAUGACUACACUGUUCACAUGCUGGUUUGUAAUCUCUUCUCUACAGCGACAGCUGGACACACUGAUGCAGACAUAAGGGUUGCAUUCCAACAUCAAGAUUUACACAUGGCUGGUGUUGGUCAGCAUAAUUCAGUCCGUGUUCGUUCAGUCCAUUGGCAAGGUGAGGGAUAACGGUAAAAACAUUGGGGCAUAUGUGGUUGUUAGUUGCUAGCGCGAGUGAAAAGCAAUGAGACCAAUGAGACAAGACGGGGGGUGGGGGUGGGGGACAGUGUGCCAACAGGCUUACCCAUCACGUGCAUAACAUGGUUUCACAGAGUGGCGCUAUAAACUAGCCAUUUCAACGCAUGCCAUUUCUAGGGGUGUGCGAAUGGCAUUCACUACAUGGUUGUCAUAACUCAUCAAGUUGGUACAAAAAUCUGUUGGCUGCUGUAUUUCUUCAGGCAACAUGAGCCAUCAAACAGUGCGUGCAGCUAUGUAAAAAAAAAAGGAUGAUUUGAGCUGUGCUCGUACUUCUCAUAAAGGUUAUUGAAAAGUGACACAAUAUCAACAGACAUUGUCGAUUUCACUUAGCCAUCAGAUGCAGUUCCACUUCUUUUAUGGCGCAAAUAGUUACUAGUCAUGAAUUGCACUGAGCUAACAGUUAAAAAGCUAAAGUAACAAUGUGAUUUGUUUCACUUAAGCAGAAGAUCCCGGGAAGACGUAAUGAACAUGCAUUCAAUUUAAGUCACUCUUUUAAUGUAUUUUUAACGGUAGCAGGCCCUGUUUCGAUCAACCAUUUUUUAGAAACAUCAGCAUUGUAGAAUUCUUUAAAUAUAGGCUUUUUGCGACUUGCUGUCUUAUAGGCUUCUGAGCCCUCUUUAAUUGAAACAUUCCUGCUUCUCAUUGUAAUGUGACAAGGUGCAAUCAUUCACUCUAUUUAAGCAUUGCUCAAUAUAGACACAUGAGAAAAAAAGGGCAUUUUAUUGGCUGUAGUCUCACGCUCUUGUAUGAGAAUGAAACAUAGCAAUGUAUCUCUCGCACUUUUCCCCUUUAGUGUGGACAUAUUGAUGAAACCGCACAUUUUUUAGCGGAAAAUGUUCUCCAUUGAGAGCCUGGCAUGAACAGUCUUCCUGUAGCAUUAUAUUCUGUAAGACUCAGAAAUGUAAUCUUGCUGUCCAUAAUUUCUCAAGGCAGGCAACAGCCAGCUGAGUGGGAAUUUCACGGGUUUCAUGUGCGAGGCUGAAUUUCCAACUCUGGCCUUUUAGUGUGAAAAAGUACACACAAGUGUCGCACUCUUUGCUAAUGAAUCACUGCAGUUUAAAACAUAGUGCCUGAAAUAUGUUGCAGCUGAAGUAUAAUGCCUGUCAACACGCUGAGCACUGCAUAAAACAUCACUACUUUUUGUUUCACGUCUUUCAUUUCAUUCUCACCGUAAAGAAGCUUUUUGGUGCUGGAGAUAUUGGGUUGAAAAUGUUUGAGAUUUUGUGAGCAACAGCAGUUAUGUCAGUGGGGGACAUUCAAUUGGCAUUAUUAGGCAUGCUGUGUCUUCUAUUCACAACGACCUUGUUCCCCCUCAUUUUUGUUAUUGUGCAUAGAUUUUGUAAUAUAUUCAACAUCUUCGGUGUUUCACUCUGUUAGCACUGACAGGGAUUUUGGUGUACGACACUGCACAACCGUAUUUCUGCUGUGUUAUGUUCAUAUUGUGCAGUCGUCAUUCUUUUGACACCCUCGCAACGUGUUUUGUCUUGUGUUGGGAGCAUGUUUAAAACUUAGGUUCUCUGAUGAACCCGAUAAUAAUUGCUCAAGGCUUCCCGGUUUAAGUGUUCUUUUCAAGCGCACAUGUGUUUUAGGCGUCUGCACUGUCGCUGUUUUAAUUGUGAUUAUACCUGCACACUGUGGUGGUAUCCCUUUUAACAGUCGAGCUUUGUUAAAGUUUUUUUUUAUCUUGAUGAUGUGUCACUUGUGUCAGUCAGUUGAAAGUCAUGUUGAACCUCUUUUUUGUUAUAUUUUCCCUUUUUUUUUAGUGCAGUCGAGAAUUGGGCUGCACAGCGCUCAACAGUGUGCAAGUGAAUUGUGUAUCAUGAUAUAGUGCACAAUGUGAUCUGUGUCUUUCCCUUCUGGGUGAAGUUUUUGUUCGUGUUUUUUUAUGUGUGUGUUUUAGUUUUUGUUUUCCUGCUGACGACCUGAGCUAUAAUGGGCAGUAGCGAAACACUUGUUUCAAUCCAAUAUGCAUUUCAUCGCACAGUUGUUGAUGUUUUGUGUCUCUCUGCAGUGCCAGGGACAUCAAACAGCGACAAAAAACUUGACGCUGACCUGCGCAAUACAGAGCUAGUAUCUGAAGCAGUUGUACAUUGCCACGUUAUUUCCAAUUGUACAAAGCAAAUGACAAACAUGCACGGGAAUUUUCCUUCUAUCAGCCUGUAGGUAAUAGGAGCUGUGAGAUGCAGUUUGCCCCGUUUUAGUACCAGGGUAGACCUAUGUGAAGCUCAGGGGUAGCCACCCAUGGUUACUUGUCUCGAUUGUUAUGAGUGCAUAGUGAUUCUUGUACAGGUUUUAUGGUACGAAUUUUGUAAAGCCCCUCCGAAUGCAAUAACUAGGCAUUCUGAAGAAACCAAGUGUGCAGCAAACCAGCGUGGUGUUGCCAGACUUUUAUGCAAUCUCUUUGUAAUCGCAUGGCCAUGCACCACAUGCUCUGGUGUUGCAAUGUUUCAUUUGCGAAGGUUCACGUAGCGAGAGAGCAAGGCAUGCACAGAAAAUGGAAGCCAGUGCAACUGCUAGGUACAGUUAAGGCGUGCGGACAGGGACACAACAGUUCUGAUGCCAUGAAAGAUUGUUCUGGAGUUAAAUGACGGAAUGUUUUGGCCACAAGUUCUUGUGUUUGAUGCUCGGUUUAUGAACAUGGGCUUCAUUAAGGAAAGUGGAAAAGUCACUGUGUUCUCUGUUGUGUUCAAAGCUUAUUACAAAUCCUUGGUGGUGUGGCUGCUUCUUCGUUUGUUUUUUCUGUUUUUAUUUAAUCCUACACUAGUAUUUUUUUUAUAUAUUGUGUCAUGCUGUAAGCUGUGAAUAUACUCACAGUUAAGAAACCUUACUUGGUACAGUGUACGCUCAAAGCAGUAAUUGUUAAAGGGCCCCUUACCAGGCCCCGUGGCAAAUUUUGGUUAUACACUGGAAGUUGCAAAGGUUGUGUCUAGGAAGUGUUGUACCAAAAUAAUUUCUCAAAUCAGUUCAUUAUUGGAGGAGACAGAUGAAAUCAACUGUGUUGUUACCAUGCCAUCAUGGGGCAAAUAUUACUGCCAAGAAAGACACUCUCCCCCUUUGCCUCGACUAGUGUCCACAAGCAACAUUCUUUCGCCGCAUUCUCCCAUACUGGAGCCGAGGGACUGUGCCACAAUCAUGUGAUGAACUCCGCCACCAUUUUCUUUACCUCUUCUUUUUUUGCUGUAUCGAACAUUUCCUUGUGCAUUCUGCAUUGGAUGAUUAACCGACAUUGCGUGCCAUGGUUAGUGAUGAGCAUUCUGUCUUGCAUAGAGACAUUUAUGAGUGUGUUCUUGACUCUCUCGCUGGAAGCCUGGCUCCCUCGAGAGGAAGGGCUUGCGGCCUUCUAUUUGAAGUUUCAACUCUUUUCACCACACGCAGCCAUUCAUUACUUUGCAGACAAGAUCACCUCCACGUGAUCUACGUGCCGUACUUGUUUGUUUGCAAAGCCCAAACCUGAUGAGGGGCCCUUUAAGCCCUUUAAGAAAAAACCAGUGAUCGACAAGGUGCAGGGCUGCUGUGUCUCCUGAAGCAAACCACCUAGCUUGCAGUUGCUGUUUCUCUUUAGUGGCAAGCUGUUGCUUUACUUAUUGAGUUGCCAAUGUAUUUUUGGUGUUUUUUUUUUGUUUUGUGACCGAAUUAUCACUUAUUUAUCUUUCAACCAUUCACUUGUGCCUCAUUGGCAGGUUUAUGCUGGUUCUAGAUGUUGUGUUGCGUGUGCAAAUGUUCGAGUUACGUUGUUCAUAGCAGGCACUCUUAAUAACUUGCACUGUUAUUGUUACCAUUUCUUGAGGGUCUUUUCUUGUGCGUCUGUUCUCCUUGAUGCCAUCUUUUAUGUAGUUUUUUUUUUCUUUAUGCCACAUUUUUAUAAAGGGUCUGCCAAAUAGCAAACUAUAUUAUAUAGCCUAGCAGUGUCGGGAGAUUACCAGCAGCAAGUUGUAGGUUUCUAUUUAAUAUAGAUGAUAAUAAAAGACAUUAUUAAUAUA
This is a messenger RNA of Dermacentor albipictus, 7523 nucleotides long. Its product is annotated as homeobox protein PKNOX2-like. NCBI's taxonomy places the organism in Eukaryota, Metazoa, Arthropoda, Arachnida, Ixodida, Ixodidae. Gene Ontology annotation, biological process: regulation of transcription by RNA polymerase II. Gene Ontology annotation, molecular function: RNA polymerase II cis-regulatory region sequence-specific DNA binding. The record is from RefSeq and is a predicted model, not a curated record.